AGCACGUUACUUUUGACGUGAGUGUGGGAGCUCGGUCCCCUUCCUUCCUUUUCUGUGUAAAGUUAGUUUGUUGCAGGAACCGUCUUACAAGCUUGAAAGUGCAGAAUUUCACCCUGAACACCGCACAGAAACGAACACACAGCGCUAGGGAGACUUGCUUCCUCUCUGACUUGUAACUAACAUUAUUAUGGCUGGUAGCACCAUCAAGACAGUGUACGAUAUUUUUCAAAGCAUGGAGUACGGACCAGCAGCAACUUCUAGCACCACCACUGCACAGGCCUGGCUGGAUCACCACUCCCGUUCUCUGGGUCUGUUCAUCGAUGGCAAGUUUGUCUGUCAAGCAGACCGACGGAGCUGCUCCCUGACUGACUCUAAAGGUGGUAAUGUGUGCAACACAGUGUGUGCCGUGGAGGAUGACGUUUCCCAGUGCGCCUCCUCUGCUGUUAACGGCUACAAGGCCUGGAGCGGCCUGACGUGCUACCAGAGGGCCAAAGUGCUGCUCAGGUUGGUGAGCGUUCUCGGCCAGCACAGUCAGUGUGUGUCGGAGCUGUGUGAGCUGUGUGGGGCCUCCUGCUCGCCCUCCGCCCUCGUCAGACUGCUGCAAUACUACAGCAGCUGGGCUCAGCUCAGAGACACUCUUAUCACCAACUGGACACCACUAGGUGUGGUGGCAGUAGUUGGCUCUGAUGACUGCUCUCUCUAUUCCCUUUUGCUCAAAGUCCUACCUGCACUGGCCAUGGGCAACUCUGUCAUCAUUGUCCCUGGUCACAGCAAUGGCCCUCCAGCGCUCCUUUUGGCACAGCUUUUUGUGGGAGCAGGACUUCCUGCCGGGGCUCUUAAUGUGGUAACAGGAAGCGACGUUUCGCUGGGGGCCAAAGUGGCCCAGAGUCCCAGCAUCAGCUACGUCACCUACAGCGGCAACAAGCAGGAUGGGGUGAUGCUCUGUAAGGCCACAGCAGGGAUGGGCGUUCCCGUUUCUGUCUCUCCCAUCAUUGGCGCUACGUGUCCCUUCAUCAUCUUUGAGUCAGCCGACAUCGACAGCGCAGUGGAUGAAGUGAUAGAGACGGCCUUCAAGAAGAAAAGAGAGGUCUACUGGGUGUUGUGCGUGCAGGAGAGUGUGCUGGACCAUGUCGUGGCCCGUCUCAGGCUGCGCAUGGCAGGGAUGAAGUGUGUGCUCCUGCACAGUGAUGGAGACAGGCUCCUGGUGGACGCUGCAGUACAGGAAGCUCAGCAGCAAGGGGCCACGUUGGUUCAGUCCUGCUCUGCCCCCCCUUCAGGUGCUCAGUACCCUCCCACGGUGCUCUGCGGGGCGGCCCCCUCCUCUCCGUUUGUGGUCAACCCCUCUCCUGGACCACUGCUGCCUCUCAUGACCUUCAGAAGCAACACAGAAGCAGUGACCCUGGGAAACCACAGUCCUCAUGGCCAGGCAGCCUCUAUCUGGACUGAAGACCUCACCCUGGCUCUGGAGACAGCUAAGAGUCUGUCAGUUGGCUCAGUGUGGGUGAAUUCCAGCUCUGUGUCUGACCCCUGUCUGCCUGUCUCCGGUCACAAAGACAGCGGCACCUGCACUGACGGAGGACAGGAGGGUCUGUACCAGUUUCUACGCCCAUCUUCUUCCUCCUCUCCUCCUCUACCUCGCUCUUCCCCUGUCUCUAUGGACUACUCGAAGUUUGGAACAGCAACCUCCCCGGCUAUCAUUCCUGAUGAGUCCGACCCUGCCAGUGCUCCUAAGUCCUACCAGCAGUUUGUCAGCGGUAAGGCUUGUAAAUCAGUGUCUGGCUGCAGCGUGGCUGUGCAGUCACCAGGGGGCGGCGGCGUGUUAGCCUAUUGUCCAGAUGGAGGCCGGAAAGAUGUCCGUAACGCUGUGGAGGCUGCUGUCAAAGUCCAACCUGGCUGGAUGAAAAAGACUCCGUCUGCACGCGCCCAGUCUCUCUACUCUCUGGCCAAGGGCCUGGAAGCAAAGAAGCGCGACCUAGCUGCUUCAAUCAAAGUUCAGACCAGCCUCUCCAUGGAAGAUGCUGACGAGCAGGUAGAGCUCAGCAUCGGCAGGCUCAGUGAUUGGGCAGCGUACUGUGACAAAGUCCGAGGAGGAGCUCCGCCUGUGCCACAGUCUGGCUCUGCUCUCUCCCUCCCUGAAGCCCUGGGAGUCGUGGGGGUCGUCCUCCCUGACAAGGAUCCCCUCCUCUCUAUGGUAACACUUCUUGGGGCAGCCAUCGCCACUGGUAACGCCAUCAUCAUGGUCCCCAGUCAGAAGUACCCACUACCAGCCUUGGCAUUCAUUCAGGUGCUCCAGUCUUCAGACCUGCCAGCAGGUUUGGUAAAUGUCGUUACAGGAAGUAGAGACCAGCUGACCGUGGCUCUGGCUAAUCACAGUGUCAUCAAGGCCAUCUGGUACUGGGGCAGUGCUGAGGGCUGUCAGUACCUCCAGUACACCUGCACCAGCCCUUUGAAAGUCCUGCGCCUGUUCUGCCAAAAGGACGGGGAGGGGAAAGACUGGGCUCACCCCUCACUCCUGGAAGAGAUGUGGAGAAAUGCCGUCCAGUGGAAGAGUGUCUGGAUUCCUACGGCAUAAGAAGACAGGGGGAGGGAAAUGAAAGAUGGAGGUGACUAACAAAAUAGAGGGGGAAGAGCUGCAGAUACCUACUGUUUUAACAUCAGCCUGUAGAGGUAAUCUCUGAUCUGUAGGUUAUGGAUUUAUACGGAAGGACAAAAAAUGAACUGUGACCAUGAAAAUCACAAGAUGUCAGUGAAAUGAACUGUGAACAGACAACAAACAAACAAAGGUGCAUUCAGGGACGACAGGUCAGACAACAGGGAUUUAUUUACCAGAUUAUGAGUGAGUGAGCGGAAUGAGAAAUCGAGGGGUGAAAUAUAUAAACGGAUUUAAUUUUGAGGUUAUGGCAGGGGAAGACACAGGCAUUCAGUCUGGGAUGGAUUUCCGUAAAAAAAAAAAAAAAUUAUUAAAUACUAAUGAAAACUGAUAAUGAAGGGCUCAUGUUAGCUGCAUUGCUGAUGUAUUGAUGUAUUAACAUCAUUACAUGUACCUUCAUUAGAUAACCAGUGUAGGUUCUUCCUCUCACCUCGUCAAACUAACAAGGGAGUAUAAACACAGAACCAAGUCGACCUGAUGUUUGCUAUUGCUAUGCUAUUUCUGCCGUCAUAAACACAAGUCCUGGUGUCUUUCUACCUUUAUCUUCUGCUAUUUUUUUCCCCAAUAGUCAUCACAGCUCUGCUUGGUUUAUUAGAAGUAUCUUGAAUCUUGAAUGAGUCAGCAUAUGUCUUUUCAGACAGACCUGCAGGUAGCAGAGCCCUGGAUCAAAAAGUAGUUGGAAGACUGUAGAUUAUUGGAAGUAUCACAGAGACAUAGUAGAAUCUAUCAUUGUUUCAGUCAAAUAUCUCAGUGGUUUUUUUGUUUUGUUUUUUUACAACAAUACAACAUAUCUUUUUUUCAGUCUACAACUUAAACUCAUCUGCCUCAGAGUUUUGUCUAUGACUGAGAAAAUAUUGAUCAAUCGUGUGUAAACUCAAUCUGAAUACGCUACUGUACUGUAUACUUAAUUACUGUACAAUAAUACUGUUGCUUUUAGUCAUGGAAGUACACUCUGCGCAAACAUUCUCAGAGAAGUUCACACCAAAACAUCUGUAUGAGUAUUUCCAGAGAAUGACACUGUGGGUCUCACUGUCUAAACAUAACUAAAAGAAGAUUUAAUGAAUGUGCACACUCUUGUCGUAUUUCUUUUUUUAGCAUGGCUUCAUGGAUGGCAACGCCGGUCUGCUGGUGUUGCCAUCCAUACCUCAACAGCUGUUUGACAGAUUGUGUUUGAACAUUGUGUACAGACAUUUAUGCCCCCUUGAGGAUGAAUUGUUAUAAAUUUGGUAAUCCAUUAA
This is a messenger RNA of Micropterus salmoides (largemouth bass), 3888 nucleotides long. It is a transcript of the gene aldh16a1, whose product is annotated as aldehyde dehydrogenase 16 family, member A1. NCBI's taxonomy places the organism in Eukaryota, Metazoa, Chordata, Actinopteri, Centrarchiformes, Centrarchidae. Gene Ontology annotation, molecular function: oxidoreductase activity, acting on the aldehyde or oxo group of donors, NAD or NADP as acceptor. The record is from RefSeq and is a predicted model, not a curated record. The coding region runs from base 188 to 2572 and encodes 794 amino acids. The transcript is spliced from 17 exons.